CGGAAGUCCCGCCCCUUUUCCCCCCUCGCUCGCAGGUUGUGGUCCAGUCGCAACUGAAACGCAAUGCCACGCAAAAUUGAAGAAAUUAAAGAUUUCCUGCUUACAGCAAGGAGGAAGGAUGCCAAGUCCGUUAAGAUCAAGAAGAACAAGGACAAUGUAAAGUUCAAGGUGCGAUGCAGCAGGUACCUGUACACAUUGGUCAUCACAGACAAAGAGAAGGCUGAGAAGCUUAAGCAGUCCCUGCCCCCUGGUCUGGCUGUGAAGGAGCUGAAGUAGAUGUCUCUCUUGUACAAAAUGUAAUAAAAUUGGGAAUGUUAA
Xyrauchen texanus (razorback sucker) is the source of this 318-nucleotide messenger RNA. RefSeq names its product 60S ribosomal protein L38. Gene Ontology annotation, cellular component: cytosolic large ribosomal subunit; ribosome. Gene Ontology annotation, biological process: translation; protein-RNA complex assembly. Gene Ontology annotation, molecular function: structural constituent of ribosome. The record is from RefSeq and is a predicted model, not a curated record. The coding region runs from base 64 to 276 and encodes 70 amino acids. Lineage: Eukaryota; Metazoa; Chordata; Actinopteri; Cypriniformes; Catostomidae. The transcript has 5 exons.